CCGGCGGAAAAUGCACAAGCUACUAGUCAGCGUCUCCUGCUUCUUCUUCCUCUCUUUCUUUCAGGCGUAACCCUAGAAAAUUGGAGCCAUGAGGGGUCUGAUCUCCGGCGCGAAGAGGCUGUGGACACUAUCACCGCAGACGGCGAUAACCACCGCCAUAGCGAGAAGAAGCUACAGUGUAAUACCGAUGGUCAUCGAGACUUCAUCGCGAGGCGAGAGAGCUUACGACAUCUUCUCGCGACUGCUCAAGGAGCGUAUCAUCUGCAUCAACGGCCCCAUAAACGACGACACGUCCCACGUCGUCGUGGCUCAGCUUCUCUACCUCGAGUCCGAGAAUCCUUCGAAGCCGAUUCACAUGUACCUCAAUUCACCAGGCGGACACGUCACCGCCGGUCUUGCGAUUUACGAUACUAUGCAGUACAUUCGAUCUCCGAUAAGCACGAUUUGUUUAGGUCAAGCUGCGUCCAUGGCUUCUCUUCUGUUGGCAGCAGGUGCCAAAGGACAGAGACGGUCACUUCCCAAUGCGAGCGUCAUGAUUCAUCAACCUUCGGGAGGAUACAGCGGACAAGCCAAGGAUAUGACUAUCCACACGAAGCAGAUUGUUCGUGUUUGGGAUGCUUUGAACCAGCUGUACGUGAAACACACGGGGCAACCCAUCGAUGUGGUUGAGAAGAACAUGGAUAGGGAUCAUUUCAUGACUCCUGAAGAGGCUAAAUCGUUUGGUAUAAUCGAUGAAGUGAUUGAUGAGAGACCGAUGGAGUUGGUGAAGGAUGCUGUUGGAGAUGAAAGCAAAGAUAAAAGUUAAGAGAAGCUGGUAAUCAAAGUAAUAAACUUUUUUUACUCUCUCUUUUUUUCUCAUUUUGCUCUUGUCUUGAUGAUGAUAUUGAUAACCUCUCGCAAACCAUUUUUAUUUUUCCUCGUAUCAAAUCCUUAAGACUA
Raphanus sativus (radish) is the source of this 939-nucleotide messenger RNA. Its product is annotated as ATP-dependent Clp protease proteolytic subunit 2, mitochondrial. Gene Ontology annotation, biological process: protein quality control for misfolded or incompletely synthesized proteins. The coding region runs from base 89 to 805 and encodes 238 amino acids. The transcript has 2 exons. Gene Ontology annotation, molecular function: serine-type endopeptidase activity; ATP-dependent peptidase activity; ATPase binding. NCBI's taxonomy places the organism in Eukaryota, Viridiplantae, Streptophyta, Magnoliopsida, Brassicales, Brassicaceae. The record is from RefSeq and is a predicted model, not a curated record. Gene Ontology annotation, cellular component: endopeptidase Clp complex.